GUUACGUUUUUCGGUUUAUUAGCAAUCAAUAAUUUCAGAUUUUAUCGAAACCCGUCGCUCGAUUCCGCCGCAAAAUGACCGACGUCAUUGCCCAGAGCCCCCCGGAAGCCGAAACCAAUGGGGAGAAACCCGAUCAAACCCUGUCCGGGCCGAUUGUCGGCAUUAUCUAUCCUCCACCGGAGGUUCGCAAUAUUGUCGACAAAACGGCCAGUUUCGUGGCACGAAACGGACCGGAGUUUGCGAGCCGUAUCCGGCAGAAUGAGUUGGGCAAUCCGAAGUUUAAUUUUUUGAGUCCGGGUGAUCCGUACCAUGCGUACUACCAGCACAAGGUGCAGGAGAUCCGGGAUGGGCGAAACGAUGUCAGCUUGGCAGUCGUUCCGGCCGGAAUUCAGCAGCUGAAGAGCGCGGCCAGUGUGGCGGCCCAGCAGAAGCAACAGGAACUGCUGAAGGCCGUGCGAGAAGAGCAGUUCGUUCCGAAGGACCCGCCACCGGAGUUUGAGUUUAUUGCUGAUCCCCCGUCGAUUUCGGCACUGGACUUGGACAUCGUUAAGCUGACGGCACAGUUUGUCGCCCGAAAUGGGCGAUUGUUCCUGACCAAUCUGAUGAACCGGGAGCAGAGAAACUAUCAGUUUGAUUUCCUGCGGCCACAGCAUUCACUGUUUCAGUACUUUACAAAGUUGUUGGAGCAAUAUACGAAGAUUUUGGUUCCGCCGAAGGAUUUGAUGAACAAACUGAAGAUUGAGAGCGCCCCCGGGCGGAGCAGUAUGAAUGUGGUGCUGGAGCAGGUCAAGUAUCGGGCUAACUGGAACAAACAUCAGGAGAUGCAGAGAAGAAGGGAGGAGGAGAAGGUGGAGAGGGAACGGAUUGCAUAUGCUCAGAUCGAUUGGCAUGAUUUUGUGGUGGUGGAGGUGGUAGAUUAUCAGCCGUACGAGAGUGGCAAUUUUCCGCCGCCGACGACUCCGGAUGAGGUGGGAGCUCGAGUGCUGAUGGAGGAGCGAUUGAACGAGGAGGAUCACGACAUUGAGAUGCAGAUCGAGUCAUCCGAGGAAAGUGACGAUGAUCGUCCAGUGGGCAAUGUGGGCAUUAAGCUGUCCAAGAUGGAGAAUCGCGUGGGACAAGGAUCACGCAAGGAUAACAACCAAAUUCAGGACAUGGACGAAUCGUCCUCUUCCAGCGACGAGGAUGAACCGGAACGUCCAGGACGAGGCAAAGUCACAUCGGCUGCUCCUCAGCCGCCACCGAUUGCUCCGCCAACCCACGACAAGGUCAUUGUCAAAAAGUACGAUCCAAAACAGGCCCAAAAGGUGCAGAAACCUCCGGUUUCAACCGGGGACGAUUAUCUUAUUUCGCCGAUCACUGGAGAAAAAAUUCCGGCUUCCAAGGUUGCCGAACACAUGCGUAUUGGAUUGCUGGAUCCUCGCUGGGUCGAACAGCGUGAUAAGCAUAUCGAAAAGGUCGCUCAGGAAAAUGUUUACGCUCCGGGUGCGGCCAUCGAGGCUAGUCUUAAGCAGCUGGCCGAACGUCGUACCGAUAUUUUCGGUGUCGGUGACGAGGAAGCUGCCAUCGGUAAGAAACUGGGAGAGGAGGAAACCAAGAAGGACGACCGCGUAACAUGGGACGGUCAUACUUCCAGUGUGGAAGCGGCUACUCGUGCGGCCCGGGCCAACAUAACUCUGGAGGCUCAGAUUCAUCAGAUUCACAAGAGCAAGGGACUCAUCACGGAUGAAGAGAAGGAAAAGAUUGGACCGAAACCGAUCCCCGGAACGGUGGCCGUUGCCCCGCCGAAACCAUCGGCUCCGCAACCUCCGACGCAAGCCACUGCUUCCCAACAGAUGUCACAACCGCCGAAGCCGAUCCAAGUCCCGCAGCAUGCACCGCAUCAUCAGGCCGUACAAGCCCCCCCUCCGCCACCGGUACCGAUGAUGAUGCAGAUGGGUAUGCCGAUGAGACCACCCCCGAUGAUGCCUCCACCGUUCCAGGUGGGCUUCGGAGUUCCUUCGAUGCCACCGCACGGCGUCCCGACGAUGCCUCCGGCUCCCAAUAUGCAGGAUGGUCCCGAGCAGGAUGAACCUCUGAACAAGAAAUCGCGCACAGAAGACCACCUCAUCGAGGAAAGUGUGUUCAUGCAGCGGCACAAGGGCCCUGUCACGAUCCAGGUCCAGUGUCCGAAUCUUACCGAGAAGAGCGAGUGGAAGCUGAACGGGCAGACCAUUGCGAUGCAGCUGCAGCUGACCGACGCGGUCAGCGUGCUGAAGGGCAAGCUGCAGUCCGAAACCGGAAUGCCACCGGCCAAGCAGAAGAUCUUCUACGAGGGCAUGUUCUUCAAGGACAGCAACACCGUUGCGUACUACAAUCUGCUGAGCGGUGCCACGGUCCAUCUGCAGCUGAAGGAACGUGGAGGCCGCAAAAAGUAAUCACCCUCAUUCUUCACCUCGCUCAGGUAAGGACAGAAUAAUGCUUCAAAUUACAACUGACAUCGUGGCAUUUUGUUUCCUCGGAAAAGGGUGGCAGCCCUGCAGUAGCAAAAUGUAACAUUUUAUUAUCGUUCUAUACAUAUAAAAAUCCAACGUAAUAUCUAUAACAAAGUAAUAAACUACUACUACUAUUAGCGUAUUGCGCCAAGCUCGUAA
Molecule: messenger RNA, 2630 nt
Organism: Ochlerotatus camptorhynchus
Lineage: Eukaryota; Metazoa; Arthropoda; Insecta; Diptera; Culicidae
Gene: Sf3a1
Product: splicing factor 3a subunit 1
Exons: 3
Coding region: 75-2414 (779 amino acids)
Biological process (GO): regulation of alternative mRNA splicing, via spliceosome; mRNA cis splicing, via spliceosome
Cellular component (GO): U2 snRNP; catalytic step 2 spliceosome; U2-type prespliceosome
Molecular function (GO): RNA binding; protein binding
Source: RefSeq, a predicted model, not a curated record